AUGGCAUCGCACCGGGAUAUAGAGCUCAACACACUCAAGUUCAAAGAGGACUCCUUAGGCCAGGGGAGCAGCUACAGCAUGCGCGACUUCAGCCUGCGCGAGCCCGUCUACGACGCCUCCUCCAACCCUUCUCGCUGGAAGCCGCUUCGCGAGAGCUUCCAGCGCGAUCCCGACCGCAGCAUCCUGCCCAAACCGUCCAGCGCCACCGGCUUCCUCGACGAGGAUGGCGAGGAGCACGAGCUCGACCCUCAUUACUAUGACCUGCGCCAAGCCACUCUGCAGACCGUCAACUCGAACCUCGUGAGGAGUCUUAAGGGCCGUCACCUACAGAUGAUCGCUAUUGGAGGCUCCAUCGGUACCGGUCUGUUUGUUGCUUCAGGCCGGGCCCUCGCCAACGGAGGGCCAGCUUCCUUGCUCAUCGCCUUUUCUCUCGUCGGCGCCAUGCUGUACUGUACGUGUCAGGCUCUCGGUGAGCUGGCCGUGACCUUUCCCGUCGCCGGAUCCUUCUCGGCCUACUCGACGCGCUUUAUCGACCCCUCUUGGGGCUUCGCCAUGGGAUGGAACUAUGCUUUCCAGUGGCUUAUUGUUUUGCCGCUGGAGAUUAUCGCCGCUUCUAUUACCAUCAACUAUUGGGAUGAGUCGGUGACGCGCGCCAUCUUUGUCACCAUCUUCCUCAUCGGUAUUAUCGGCAUCAAUAUGUUCGGCGUUAAGGGUUAUGGCGAGGCCGAGUUCAUCUUCUCUCUCAUCAAGAUCAUUGCCGUCAUCGGCUUCAUCUUGCUCGGCAUUGUUCUCAACAUUGGUGGCACCCCGGGCGAGGGUUAUGUUGGUGGGCGCUACUGGCAAAACCCGGGCGCCUUCAACAACGGCUUUAAGGGCCUCUGCUCCGUCUUUGUCACUGCCGCCUUCGCCUUUGCCGGCACCGAGCUGGUCGGUCUCGCGGCUGCUGAGACGGCCAACCCGCGCAAGUCCCUGCCUACCGCUAUUAAGCAGGUUUUCUGGCGCAUCACGCUAUUCUAUAUUGUCGCCCUCACCCUUGUCGGCCUUCUCGUGCCACACAACGACCACCGUCUAAUGGCCGUCGAGUCCCCGAUCAACGCUACCGCCUCCCCAUUCGUCAUCGCUAUUGAGGAAGCCAAGAUAAGCGUCCUUCCCGAUAUCAUGAACGCCGUCAUUCUUAUCGCAGUCCUCUCCGUCGGCAACUCGGCCGUGUUCGGUUCCUCCCGUACUCUCGCCGCUCUGGCCGACCAGAACCAGGCCCCCCGCAUCUUCUCGUACAUUGAUCGCAAGGGCCGGCCUCUGAUGGCCAUCGGUGCCGCCGCCGUUAUCGGCCUCCUCUCUUACAUCGCGGACAUGCCUGAGCAGUCCGACAUUCUUGACUGGCUCCUCGCUACUUCAGGACUGUCUUCAAUCUUCACAUGGGCCUCCAUUUGCUAUUGCCACAUCCGCUUCCGCCAAGCCUGGGGCGCCGCCGGCCAUCACCCGAGCGAGCUCGCCUGGCGGUCCCAGGUCGGCGUCACCGGCUCUUGGUGCGGCCUCAUCAUGAACUGUAUCGUCCUCGUGGCCCAGUUUUGUGUAGGCGCAUGCCCAUCGAGGUCGACGAGCUUGACAGCAGAGGCAUAG
Verticillium alfalfae VaMs.102 is the source of this 1620-nucleotide messenger RNA. RefSeq names its product general amino-acid permease GAP1. Gene Ontology annotation, cellular component: membrane. Gene Ontology annotation, molecular function: amino acid transmembrane transporter activity. The record is from RefSeq and is a predicted model, not a curated record. Gene Ontology annotation, biological process: amino acid transmembrane transport. Lineage: Eukaryota; Fungi; Ascomycota; Sordariomycetes; Glomerellales; Plectosphaerellaceae. The transcript has a single exon. Bases 1 to 1620 code for a protein of 539 amino acids.